AAGACUUCUCCUCUGCUGCCCAAGCGCUAUCGUGCAGGGAUAGCUGCCGUCUUCAGUCAAACCAAAGCAGGCUCUUCAAAGAGAAGGCUGACUCUAGACAGGUGGUAUAUACAUGAUAGUAGAGUAACUGGCCAACUGCUUCUUGUGCUUUUAUAUUUUACUGAUUUUUUUUUUUUUUUUAAUUUUGAUUGUGCAUUUUGACUGGUGGAUGUUUUUUAUAACCUGAUUUGGUGAAGUUCUGCAAGAUUUGAUUUAUCUAUUUUAAUGUUCUAUUUCUAUAACUAUUAAAAUGGUGUAUUUAUUUAAAUGAAAAAGUAAAAUUAAGGUGGGAUUUAAGUCUUUGAAAGGGAUGAAUUAAAGCUGAAGUCUAAUUUGCAUUUGUAAGCAACUGAGAAAACAUUUCAGUACAUGUGUAAAGCUUGGAGUCAUAUGUAACACCUAAGAAACUUUUCAGUACCACUGCAUGAAGUACUGGAGUGUGAGUUACAGACUACUCAUGACCAGUUUGCUGCUUGUUAUGAGAGGAGGGGUGGGUGAGGAGGAGGGAGGAAAUGACACCAAUUGAGAAAUCUGUUCAGAUGUGAAAAUAAUUCUAUUUGUGUGCUGAUUAUUUGUUGCUUCCACUACGUGAGAACUGAUGGCUAUCCAGUAUAAUUCUUUGAAAUGUGCCUUAUUUACCUUUUGCUUCAAAUACUGUGUGACAAGGAUUCAUGUCCUCACGUGUCUGAUUCUGAGCCCACAGGGAAGAUAACGCAGAGGCCAAACUUGGAAGCGUGUUUUUCAAUUUGGCAAAUUAGAGAAAAAAAUACCCCAAACCAAAUCCCAAAAGCUGUGUGACUUCCAGAUGGUUGAAGUUCCACUUUGCUUUAUCACUGCUUUUGCAAAAGGUUUGUGCUCUCUUUAUAGUGGGAUGAGAAAAGUAGCUUUGGAAGCUCCUUCCUUCCCAGAAAGAUGAGCUGGGGGUAGCUGGAAGACAGCUGGGGCAGGUGGGAGUUUGAUACUCUUAGGAUCCAAGUUCUUUUUGUCAGUCCUUUUGUCAGCUGGACUUGUGGUCUCUGGUUUAGAUGUCUUGGGGGUUAGUGAAUCCUUGUAUACUGGGUACCCACGUGGUUAACAACCACUUGCACAGAGCACUCUUUUGAGGACUUUCUGGUUUUGUUUUUAGCUUUUCCCCAUCUGAUACUUUUGACCAAUGUGCUCAAAAAUCUAAAUCUUUUGAAGCACAUCAGCUUCAGAAGAAGUUACUUUUGUGUAUUUUAAGAUUUAGAAGAAUAAUGCUUACGUGUACUGACUGGAAUAUGUGCAAUAUUUUACAGUUUUCUCAUUCUGUGAACAUUGAUUUUAAGCAACCUUACUGAAAUGGGACAAUUUGGAAACCGUAUUUCAUGUGCCAAAGAGGAGAUCUGCCUGAAUACUGAGUAUUCUCCUGAACUGAUGUUCCCAAACACCCUGGUUUCUUCUCUGGCUGCCUUUUACAUCAAAAAAUAAGGAUUCGUUCUGGAUGGAAAACACUGCUUCUGGAGAAAAAGGGACCUCUUGUAUCUCCAGUGGAAACUGGCACGAGCUGGAACAGACUGCAUUGUCAUGGGACCAUGGGAGAGCUACAACAGGAGCUGCAGCUUUCAACAAACCCUCUGGGUUCAGCCCUCGUGCAGAGAAACCUGUGAAUCUAAAACUCAAUAACUGAGAAUUACAUGAAUGAUAGCCUGAGAACAGAUGUCUUUGUACGAUUCCAGCCAGAGAGCAUUGCCUGUGCAUGCAUUUACCUUGCAGCUAGGACCCUGGAGAUUCCACUUCCCAACCGUCCACACUGGUUUUUACUUUUUGGAGCAACAGAGGAAGAAAUCCAAGAAAUCUGCUUAAAAAUUUUGCAGCUCUACACUCGGAAAAAGGUUGAUCUGUCUGAUCUGGAAAGUAAAGUAGAAAAGAAGAAAUUGGCAAUUGAAGAGGCAAAAGCACAAGCUAAAGGUCUGGUACCUGAGGGAGCCCCAAGUCUGGAUAAUACAUCAGGAUUUUCCCCUAUCCCAAAAAAUGAGUCUCCAAAAGAAGUUAAAGGAAAUAAACCUUCACCGCUACCUGUGCAGGCGAUGAAGAAUGCUAAAAGGAAAACAGAGGCAGCAAAAAGAACAAGUUCAAACAGCCCAGUAAAUGGCGUUCAGAAAGGGAGGGAAAGCAGAAGUCGAAGUGGAAGUCGAGAUCAGAGUUACUCAAGGUCACCGUCCAGAUCUGCAUCUCCGAAGCACAGGAAAAGUGAAAGCUACUCCACCUCCAGCGGCUCCAAAUCCCACAGCCGCUCCCGGAGCCGCAGCGAUUCCCCUCCCAGGCAGUUCAACCACGGCUCCAGCUACAAAGGCUCCAAGGUGAGAAGCUACAAGAAAUCCAAAGACUACAAAUACUCUGCUCACAAAGGCAGGAAGUCCUGCAGCAGGAGCUCUUCCCGCUCCAGGAGCCGCUCCAGGGAGCGCUCAGACCACUCUGGGAAGUACAAGAAGAAGAGUCACUACUACAGGGCGCAGCGGCACGAGCGGGAGCGCUCCUACGAGCGAGCCGCACACCGCUACGACCGAGACCACCCCGGCCACAGCAGGCACAGGAGGUGAACGCAGCAGAAGAAACCAACCCCAAACUCUUUCCUUUGGGAGUUCCAGCAGGGCAACCCUUCCUCCUUUUCGGGGCUUUGCAGCAUUAAGGGUUAACCUUAUGGCUUGUAAAGCACCUGGCUUGAGUCGUGGCCCCGUUCUGCUGGCAGCGCCCUCUGUGCUGUCCUGGAUCUGAAGGAAAGGAUGAUGUGAAGGACUUCAUCUGAUCUUUGUCUCUGUGACUGUUCUGAUAACGCUGCAGGACUUCUCUGGAUGCUCCUAUGCCUGUUCUUUAGUAAUUCCCAUAGUGCAGUGGGGGGCAUGUUGCUUGAGACUUCCAGAUCUGCAAGCAGGACCUCAGUUGGAAUUGCUGGUGCUGAAGAGUCCUCUCUUGUGGAACUAGAAGGCUCAGGGCAGUUGCUAAGAAGCAUUGGAGUGGCUUGGUGCUAACAAAGCUGUCUUUUCAUACUGACUCAAUGAUGUUGUACAGAUGCAAGGUGACUUUUUUUUUUUUAGCUCUGUUGCCUAUAUUAGGUUCUAUUUGUGUAAAUAUAUUUUGCAGUGUUACAGUAUGGGAUUAGGGCCUUACUAAGCCUUUACACUUUACCCACAAUGUAAAUAAUCAUUUGUUUAAUACAGCUGGAAGAUAUAUACAGAAACAAACAAAAAACCCACAAAAAAUAAUUCAAAACUUGAAUUCUAUCAAAGACUUGUGUAGAAAAUUCUGAUAAAUGUGAAAGUAUUUAGCUCUGUGGAUUUGAGAGUAGUAUAUUUUUGAUCUGUGCAAUGCUGUGUGCAGGCCACCAGCUUGUAAGACAUUUCCUAUCUCUACGUUUUAAGUGGUUUGAAAUUUCUUGACUCAGGAUCUUUGAGGCUCUCUUGAAGAAUUGGUAGUUUGUCAAUCUUGCAUGCUUGUUGAAGAACAGAGCAUUUAAAAAUAGUAACGAGUCACCACAGCCCAGUAGUAUCAGUUCUAGUGGUAUAGCUGAGCUGUUACUCUCAUGC
Messenger RNA from Indicator indicator, 3584 nucleotides. RefSeq names its product cyclin L2 (gene CCNL2). Gene Ontology annotation, molecular function: cyclin-dependent protein serine/threonine kinase regulator activity. The record is from RefSeq and is a predicted model, not a curated record. Gene Ontology annotation, cellular component: nucleus. Gene Ontology annotation, biological process: regulation of transcription by RNA polymerase II. The coding region runs from base 1695 to 2600 and encodes 301 amino acids. Lineage: Eukaryota; Metazoa; Chordata; Aves; Piciformes; Indicatoridae. The transcript has 7 exons.